Molecule: messenger RNA, 1599 nt
Organism: Kwoniella shivajii
Lineage: Eukaryota; Fungi; Basidiomycota; Tremellomycetes; Tremellales; Cryptococcaceae
Exons: 7
Coding region: 1-1599 (532 amino acids)
Biological process (GO): transmembrane transport
Cellular component (GO): plasma membrane; fungal-type vacuole membrane
Molecular function (GO): transmembrane transporter activity
Source: RefSeq, a predicted model, not a curated record
AUGGAGCACAAAUCGGCAGCAUUGAGCUCCGACUGGGAGGACAAGGCGAAUUACUCGAUUGACCCUAGCAGAAACGAAGUCAAUUAUAAUGCUCGUCCUACCGAUGUGGAAGUCGCUCUCGGAGAAGAAGAAGUCGCUCAUCGUAAUCCGAUCUUCCGAAAGCUUGGUGGACUAUUCAAUAAGGGUGUGGAAGCGAGAGGCAUAGAGAGGGUUCCUGAAGAUGAGAGGGAUGGGAAACAUACCAUUGGGUUGUUGCUUUUAUGGUGGUCUGUGAAUAUGGUAGUCUCAACGAUCCCGAUAGGUUUGUUGGCUCAAGCUUACUACACUCUCACCUUCCACUCCGCCGUUGCUGCUAUCGUCACGUUCACUGCCCUUGGUGCUGCUUGUACUGCAUUCAUCGCAACUCUCGGUCCCAAAACAGGUCUCCGUACAAUGGUCAUUACUAGAUAUUCUGUUGGAUAUGUUGGCGCUACGAUCUUCUCGUUCCUCAAUAUUCUUACUCAACUUGGAUUCAGUGUCACCGCGGUUAUCUUAGGUGGACAGACUUUGACCAAUGUGUCUGAUGGAAAAUUGCCUUUGGAAGCAUCGAUUGUCAUUGUCGGUGUUUUAGCACUCGUGCUGUGCUUUGUUGGAUAUGAAGCGAUGCAUUAUUGGGAACGAUACGCCUGGAUCCUGUUGUUUAUUUUCUACUGCUGUAUGUGGGGAUUAGCUGGUCACAAAGGUUUCGAUAUGGGUGCUCAGCAGGCAUCGCAGGAUACCGGAAAGGCUUAUGCUGGGGACUUCUUAUCUUUCGGUGGAAUUGUCUUCUCUUCUGCGUCUGGCUGGGCUCCGAUAGCUGCGGACUUCAACUGUCGACUUCCAUCAGAUAUCAAGCCAUGGAAAGUAUUCCUUUUGACGUGGUUCGGAUUGAUGGUCCCACUCUUGUUCGUUGAAACACUCAGCGCGGCUUUAAUGACCGUUCCCUACUACGCUGAAGCCUUUGAAGCUGGUGAUGCUGGAGGAGUGCUCAGCGCGGUCUUUGAGCCUUGGGGCGGUGGCGGCAAGUUCAUCCUUGUCAUCUUCUCUUUCAGCAUCAUAUCGAACUGUAUUCCCAAUACAUAUUCCGCUGCUCUAUCCUGUCAAACCUUAUUACCUGCAUUUCAGAAGAUACCCAGAGCUCUUUGGACUAUCUUGGUCUUCGUUAUCUACACUGUCGCGGCUGUUGCUGGACGAGAACACUUCUCUGCGAUCCUAUCGAACUUCUUGGCUAUUUUAGGAUACUGGAUAGCUUUCUUCGUGAUUGUCGUUUUGGAAGAACAUUACAUCUUCAGGUACUGGUUCCAUAAACAGGGCGAGAACUCUUCUGGUCCUGCUAGGGGUUAUGACUUGACUGCAUAUGAUGAUUGGAGACGGUUACCUAUUGGAGCUGCUGGUAUUUUUGCAUGCUGUUGUGGAGUCGGGAUGGCGGUAGUUGGUAUGGCUCAAGUUUGGUAUAUCGGUCCUAUCGGAGCAUUGUUUGGAGAAUAUGGAGGUGAUUUAGGUUUUGAAUUGAGUGCUGCUGCAACCGCUAUCGUUUACCCUCCCUUGAGAUAUUUGGAAUAUCGUUUGGUUGGAAGAUAA